Messenger RNA from Alligator sinensis (Chinese alligator), 3214 nucleotides. It is a transcript of the gene FUT8, whose product is annotated as fucosyltransferase 8. Gene Ontology annotation, cellular component: Golgi cisterna membrane. The record is from RefSeq and is a predicted model, not a curated record. The transcript is spliced from 13 exons. Gene Ontology annotation, molecular function: glycoprotein 6-alpha-L-fucosyltransferase activity; protein binding. The coding region runs from base 708 to 2438 and encodes 576 amino acids. Gene Ontology annotation, biological process: protein N-linked glycosylation. Lineage: Eukaryota; Metazoa; Chordata; Crocodylia; Alligatoridae.
GCACAACCUGAGACCUGGGCUGGGGCUGAGUCAGGGCUGUGUAGUAAGGAACCUUGUCUGUAGGAAUCCUGCUUUAUUUGUUGUGGAAAUUGGAAGGGAACAUCUUUUUAAAGUUGUGGUGUGAGGCAGAGAUUGUGGCGAGUCCCAAAGCAACCAGCCCCCAGAAUGAAGAAGCAGGGACCUCCGACUCUUUCCGUGUGUGUCGUCCCGUGUCCCGUCCCCCCGCGCGCCAUACCUGGUCAUCCCUUGUCCGGAUACCACUAUGCAGGGGUUUCUGCCUUUUUAAAACGGGGAAGAGUAGCAGAUGUUUAUGGCCCAGGCUUCGGGUAGACUGACAUGUUCAGCACUUUCUUCAGAAGAACUGGGAAGAUGCAAGUUAGUACUGUGAUUUGACAAUUUCACUGACUGCUGGACCAGAGGAGGCAUUUUGUUCUCUGGGAGUCCGUCAUGCAAUUAUAUCCACUUAAUGCUACCAUGGGGAAGAUUAUAAAACCAAGAAGCACAUGAUCCUAAAGUUUUCUAUGUACAGCUUCAUAAGGAUCUCUCCUUUAAAACUGCUGUCGAAGUAGCACUGAUAAUAAUUUGUCUGAAGCAUAAUGUGGUGAAGCAGAGGAAUAGAAGUUUUCCAUCAGUGCACGGGCAAUGGACUUAUAAUGUUUGUUAUUUUGUGAGCUAAAACAGUUUUGGAGUGAAUUGAACAUCUGAAAAUGCGGCCAUGGACUGGUUCCUGGCGUUGGAUUAUGCUCAUCCUUUUUGCCUGGGGGACAUUGCUCUUUUAUAUUGGUGGACACUUGGUACGAGACAGCGAGCACCCAGAUCAUUCUAGCCGUGAACUGUCUAAGAUACUUGCAAAGCUUGAACGUUUAAAGCAACAAAAUGAAGAUUUAAGGAGGAUGGCAGAAUCUCUCAGGAUACCAGAUGGUCCCAUUGAACAGGGGCCUGCUGCAGGAAAGGUACAUGCUUUAGAAGAGCAGCUUUUAAAGGCCAAAGAACAGAUAGAAAACUAUAAGAAGAGAACAGGAGAUGGAGGCUUGGGGAAAGACCAUGAAAUAUUGAGAAGACGAAUUGAAAAUGGAGCCAAGGAGCUUUGGUUUUUUCUCCAGAGUGAAUUGAAGAAGUUUAAAAAUUUGGAAGGAAAUGAACUCCAAAGACGUAUUGAUGAAUUUCUAUCUGAUUUGGGUCAUCAAGAAAGGUCGAUAAUGACAGAUUUGUACUACCUCAGUCAAACAGAUGGAGCAGGUGAAUGGCGAGAAAAAGAGGCCAAAGAUCUAACAGACCUUGUACAGAGGAGAAUAACAUACCUUCAGAACCCCAAGGACUGCAGCAAAGCCAAGAAACUUGUGUGUAAUAUCAACAAAGGCUGUGGUUAUGGCUGUCAACUUCAUCAUGUAGUCUACUGCUUCAUGAUUGCCUAUGGCACUCAAAGAACACUCAUUUUGGAGUCUCAGAAUUGGCGCUAUGCUACUGGUGGCUGGGAGACUGUAUUUAGGCCUGUAAGUGAGACAUGUACUGACAGAUCAGGCACUACCACCGGACACUGGUCAGGUGAAGCUAAUGACAAGGAUGUUCAGGUGGUAGAACUUCCCAUCGUUGACAGCUUACAUCCACGACCACCAUAUUUGCCAUUGGCUGUCCCAGAAGACCUGGCUGAUAGGCUAAUUCGUGCCCAUGGGGAUCCUGCAGUAUGGUGGGUCUCCCAAUUUGUCAAAUAUUUGAUUCGUCCACAACCUUGGCUAGAAAAGGAGAUAGAAGAAGCAACCAGGAAACUCGGUUUCAAACAUCCAGUUAUUGGUGUUCACGUACGGAGGACUGACAAAGUAGGAACAGAGGCAGCAUUUCAUCCUAUUGAAGAAUACAUGGUACAUGUUGAAGAACGUUUUGAGCUUCUUGCCCGCAGAAUGCAUGUUGACAAAAAACGAGUUUAUUUGGCUACCGAUGACCCUUCAUUACUACAAGAGGCAAAAUCCAAAUAUCCAAAUUAUGAAUUUAUCAGUGAUAACUCAAUAUCAUGGUCAGCAGGGCUUCAUAAUCGAUACACUGAAAACUCACUCCGGGGUGUAAUUCUGGAUAUCCAUUUUCUGUCUCAGGCAGACUUCCUCGUCUGUACAUUUUCCUCGCAGGUUUGUCGAGUUGCUUAUGAAAUUAUGCAGACAUUGCAUCCAGAUGCUUCAGAAUAUUUCCAUUCUUUGGAUGAUAUCUACUAUUUUGGGGGACAGAAUGCCCACAACCAGGUUGCUAUUUAUGCUCACCAUCCACGAACUGCUGAUGAAAUCCCUAUGGAACCUGGAGAUAUAAUUGGUGUGGCUGGAAACCACUGGGAUGGCUACUCUAAAGGCAUCAAUAGGAAACUAGGAAGAACAGGCCUUUACCCAUCCUACAAAGUAAAGGAGAAAAUUGAGACAGUCAAGUAUCCUACAUACCCAGAGGCUGACAAAUAGAAGAGCAUGAGGAGGAUUGGCAGUAACUUUAAAUUUUAAUUGGUUUAAACCAAUCAACAUACUAACUAAUGGCUUACAUGGGAUUUGAAUUUGCAUUUUAACAUGUAGUUAAAAUGAAAGCCUUUUAUCAUUCAAACUGGAUAAGAAACCGAACACAUAGAUGGGCCAUUAUUUGAACUUCUUGUUGAACAUAUUUUGUUAUAUGCACUCUCACACAUGUGCACACAAAUACACACACAGUCAUACACACAACAGGAAUACUGUUGUUUUAUACAGUUUGUCUCUUUCAAGAUUUGUCUCAGUCAUUAGUCAUAUGUGAGCUUUGGGCUCUCUUCUCUGCCAUUAAUUGACUGUAAUACUCGGACUUACAACACUGCCACAUUGUGUAAUUUGUGUGACAUGAACAUAUUUUGUAUGUGCAGAAUUUAAAACAUGGUGCCUAUAUUUGAAAGAUCUGUGACCUUUUUAGAAGAGCCAUGCCCAAAUACAUUGAUGGGCAAGAGUUGAUAUUAAACUGGUGUUGUCAUGACCACUGAACUUGCUCCAGCCAACAAAUUUAAAAAUCAGACUAGAACUUUUUUUUCUUUACAAGAUUUUUUUAGCAAUUCCAUUGAUUAGUUCACCUCAUCAUUAAUAAAAUAAAGGAUUCAUCCAAACAAUAAAAUAUUCACUGUCUGUUAGGGACUUUUGUAAAACAAUGUCAUGAACAGAUUCUUUAGUACUGAAUGUUUCUGGACAUUGUCUUUGAUAACAAAAAAUAAAUUAAAAAAUGAUCA